Cooperia oncophora is the source of this 219-nucleotide messenger RNA. The record is from the annotation of a GenBank genome assembly. Lineage: Eukaryota; Metazoa; Nematoda; Chromadorea; Rhabditida; Trichostrongylidae.
AUGAGAGUAGUUAGAAACUCGAACAGCCAAGUUCCCCCUCAACAACCACCAAUGCCGUCAUACGCCAUGCCACAGCAGAAUAAUCCUGUGAUGAUGCCAGUCGCUCAAGAACCGUACGGUGCAGGCCCUCAAAUGAUGGUUCAUAAUGACCAGGCACCAAUGGCGUCCGUGCGCUACCUGAAUAACGCACCAAGUGCAAAGCGACUUCGAAUUCGAUAG